Molecule: messenger RNA, 597 nt
Organism: Meloidogyne enterolobii
Lineage: Eukaryota; Metazoa; Nematoda; Chromadorea; Rhabditida; Meloidogynidae
Source: the annotation of a GenBank genome assembly
UGUUCUUCUGACUGGUCCUUUCUUUUUUUUUCACUUAUUUCCAAAUAAAUAUACACAAACAUCCCCCCAAUUGAGAAAAAAUGUUUUUUUCUUUAACAAAAGUGCAUUUUUUUAUAUUAUUUUUUCCUGUCUUUUUUAAGGCAUUUUCUCGUGUGUGAAAAAAUAUUUUUUAAAUAUUUAUGUAAGUCUACAUAUAAAUUUCUAUAAAUAAUUUUUUUUUAAUUUAAAUAUUUUACAUAUGUUCUCAAUUUUUUAAAUGUUUAAUAGGCAACUUUUAAAUUAAAAAAAGAAAAACAAUUUUUUUAAACUUUUAUUUUAUUGCAAGGUCAGCGAAGUUUCCUUUCCUCCCAGCCUAUCAAAUAAAACAAAGAUGAAGGCAAGACGAUUAGUCGGUACUGGGAUGGUUGAAUGGGUAAUAAUUUUAUAUCGGAGAGCUCUAAGGAUCAAGUCCUAUUCAAUAUUUUUCUACUUUCUAUUUUGGAUUUACACUUUAUCUCAAAGAAAAUUAUGACCCUAGUCUUAAGUUGCCCUAGAGGAUCAACUUCAAAGAUACCGACAUCAAAAAUUAAAAAAGAAUGUUUAAGAAUUUAUGAAUAG